GUCGAUGUUUUUUCCAGAAGGUUUGUCGAAAUUAAACGACAGUCUCAUCUGAUAAGUGGAAGUGAUAACUGAGGAGUACUUUAAACUGAAGAAAGAAAUUUGUUUUGCUGCACUUGGUUUGGACAUUGACAUUUUAAUUAGAAAAUAUUAAGAAGGGAAACCAACAAUAAAUAACCUACUAACUCAAACAGAACUUUUCAAAAACCAAAAAAAAAAUGACUUCUGUACCUUUGCCAACGAUUUUAAAAUUCUUAAAUGACAACAACAACUAUAUGGUGGAUCAGAAUGUUGAGGCUCCGGCUCAAAGAGCUAAGAAACGACGGCUGGACCAUCUUUCUUGGGAAGAGAAGAUUCAAAGAAAAAAAUUAAAGAACAGGGUAGCAGCUCAGACGUCGAGAGACAGAAAGAAAGCUAAGCUUGAACAGAUGGAAGGUGCUAUCCAACAAUUGUUUAAUAAAAACGAAACUUUGAUAGCUGAAUGUGAAAAAUUAAGGGCAGCCAACGAGAGAUUACAAGCAGAAAAUGUAGAACUGCACCAGCGACUGCAGGUGUCUGCAUGCCAAAACUGCCACCAAAAUCGGUCUGUCGUGUGUGAGGUCGAGAGCGGAUCAGCAGAAUCCCUCCUUCGGCCGAAAGGAACGACCACACACUCAGCAGCGCUUUUGGGCAGCAGCAACAGCAUCACCAAAACAGCCCUGUUGAAAAUGGUACUAGCUUGCCUUCUCUACCGGACCUUCUCGAUGAACUCGAAUCAGACGUUGAUAUCAACGCCCUUGAACAACUCACACAGUCUUUGCUCGAAGAUAUCGCCAGAGACUUGGAGACUGCUGCUGAAAAGGCAGCUCAUCAAAUAUGUUGACCAAUAUGUUGAUAUCGUUGUAAAUGUGUCUUGCAUUACAAGGAAUCAACCGUUGAUAGAAAAGAUAUUCCAAGAGAAAUGGUGGGGUCGGCACCAGAACAAUUGGAACCCAGUCGAAGUGAAGUGCUAGACAAUAAGGAAGAACAAGAGCCAGCCGUUUCAGAAUUUUUGCUUCACCACAACUACGCGGCCAAGCCCAAGUCACGUCCAGAAAAAAGCACUAAACGCCAUAGGAAAUCGCAGAUUGGCACCAAGAAACUGAAACCC
Molecule: messenger RNA, 1126 nt
Organism: Cylas formicarius (sweet potato weevil)
Lineage: Eukaryota; Metazoa; Arthropoda; Insecta; Coleoptera; Brentidae
Gene: Xbp1
Product: X-box-binding protein 1
Exons: 5
Coding region: 216-989 (257 amino acids)
Cellular component (GO): nucleus
Molecular function (GO): RNA polymerase II transcription regulatory region sequence-specific DNA binding; DNA-binding transcription factor activity, RNA polymerase II-specific
Source: RefSeq, a predicted model, not a curated record